Culex pipiens pallens (northern house mosquito) is the source of this 393-nucleotide messenger RNA. RefSeq lists its product as uncharacterized. NCBI's taxonomy places the organism in Eukaryota, Metazoa, Arthropoda, Insecta, Diptera, Culicidae. The transcript is spliced from 2 exons. Gene Ontology annotation, molecular function: DNA binding. The record is from RefSeq and is a predicted model, not a curated record. Bases 40 to 363 code for a protein of 107 amino acids.
AAGACCAGCUCCAAGAAGAAGACGCCAGCAGCUCCGAAGAUGUCCACGGUAGAGCAGGUUCCGCUGCACAGCGGCAGCGAUAUUUACAUCUCCACCAAGGACCUCAUACGGAUCUACACACCCAAGGCGGCCCUUUACACGACCCGGCUAGCCGAACUCCUGUUCGGUCGACAAACCCUCCUGAAUGCAUGCGUUGCGCGCACGAUCAACACCGGCGAUCUUGAACCACUGGACAAGAAGACGCUGCAGUCGCUCGUCGUGCACGUUGUCAACGUCUUCAAGAAGCAGAAAGUGGAGAUCUCCGAAUCGUUAGUGCUCGGGUACAUCCGAAACCGACUUUGUCAGCUACAGAGCUCCAAGUAGUACUAGAAUAAAGCGUGUUUUUUUGCUAGA